AAUGACAGUAAGUAAUGUUGCCAUUGUCGCUCGUUUUUGUUGUUGGUUGUAAUCGUUUGUUACUGAUAAUUUCUUCCAUUAUUUUCAAUCUCAUGAGAUCGUAUUAAUCUUUCGAAACUGGACUUACGGUACUUGUACUACAGCAGAUUUGAAACCGUGGUUAAAAUCAGUUGCUCCUCACUUUUACUAAAAAUAAAUGGUGGAGUUGCGCAACAUGGCGAAUUCAACUCAGCUGCUGUAAAAGAACAUUUCAAUGAUUUUGUGAUUGUGACACGCUCUAGUUAGCUGAAGAUUUGAGAUUGGUCAAUGACUAUACAGUUAGUUAAAAAAUCCGUUGAUUAUCAGUACGUAGUGUGAUGGAACAAUCGAUAAAUGUUUGCCUGUAACGUCACUGACGACUGAACAUUGUCCUACAAAAGUAGGUAGUUGUUUUUGUUCGGGAACCAGCUAAAGAAAUUCAUCAAGCUGGAGCGAUUACCGGAGUACCUGCGCGAUACCGUCGACUGGUUCAUGGGGUGAGUGCGGCGGCCCGCGGGCGCACGUGCAUGUCUCUGUCAUGCUGGACUGCCUCUGGAAGGCGCGGCGCAAGGAGCGCGAGGGCGAGAGCGCCGGCGACCCCAAGCUGUACCUGCAGGAGGCGCUGCUGGAGCGCAAGCUGCCCGACAUCGACAUGCGCCAGCUCGUCGAGCUGCCGCACGGGCUCGACUACAAUGAGUGGCUCGCCUCGCACACGUUGGCGCUGUUCGAGCACGUGAACCUGCUGUACGGCACGGUGUCGGAGUUCUGCACGCCGGCCUCGUGCGCCGACAUGACGGGCCCGGGCGGCCGCACCUACGCCUGGUACGACGAGCGCGGCAAGAAGUCGCGCGUCGCCGCCCCGCAGUACGUCGACUACGUCAUGACCUACACCCAGAAGACCGUCAACGAUGAGACUGUCUUCCCCACCAAAUAUGCGAACGAGUUCCCGGGCGCGUUCGAGGGCGUGGUGCGGCGCGUGGUGCGCCUGCUGUUCCACGUGGUGGCGCACAUGUACGCGGCGCACUUCCGCGAGCUCGCGCUGCUGCGUCUGCACGCGCACCUGCACCUCACCUUCGCGCACCUCACCGCGCUGCACCGCCGCUACUCGCUGCUGGACCACAAGGAGACAGACGUGCUGCGCGACCUGGAGGUGGCCUUGCGGCUGACGGAGGCGGGCGGCGAGGACGAGGCGUCGCCGCGGCGGCGCUCGCCCGUGGUGACGCAGCCGCUGGCCACGGCGUGACGCCCCCGCCCCCGCCCGCUCCAUGCGUCCGACCGCACCAAGUGUCGACGAGUUGUUAAUUCUAUUGUAAAUAUUUCGAUCUGUUAAGUAGUUUUAGGUGAUUACGUUUAGUUUGUACUAUGAUUUGUGAUUGCUUCGGUUGUAAAUAAAAGUGAUAUUUGUUUAACUAAUAAACCGAGAGCUUUAUUGA
Ostrinia nubilalis (European corn borer) is the source of this 1451-nucleotide messenger RNA. It is a transcript of the gene Mob2, whose product is annotated as MOB kinase activator-like 2. Gene Ontology annotation, cellular component: nucleus; cytoplasm. NCBI's taxonomy places the organism in Eukaryota, Metazoa, Arthropoda, Insecta, Lepidoptera, Crambidae. Gene Ontology annotation, molecular function: protein kinase activator activity. Gene Ontology annotation, biological process: positive regulation of protein phosphorylation; signal transduction. Bases 557 to 1261 code for a protein of 234 amino acids. The record is from RefSeq and is a predicted model, not a curated record. The transcript is spliced from 6 exons.